AUGGAGUUCAUUAAGCAGUUGUGGAGAUGUGUUUGUUUGGUCUUGAUCCUUAUGUUGGGGACUUGGUCUAGUGAAGCCACUUCUCGUAACCUCCAAGAUGCAUCAAUGUACGAAAGAGAUGAACAAUGGAUGGUUCGUUAUGGACGUGAAUACAAUGAUGUUAAUGAGAAGCAGAAGCGUUUUGAGAUAUUCAAGAAGAAUGUGGCAUACAUAGAAUCCUCUAAUAGCGAUGUAAACAAAUCUUACAAAUUAAGUGCUAAUCAAUUUGCAGACCAAACAAAUGAAGAAGUGAAAGCAUCAAGAAAUGGAUUCAGAGGGCGUGAGUACUCCACAAAGACUACUUCUUUCAAAUAUGAAAAUGUGACAGUAGUACUAGCUACUAUGGAUUGGAGAAGCAAAGGAGCUGUAACACCCAUGAAGGACCAAGGCCAACGUGAGCAAGAGGUGGUUGAUUGUGACACCAAUGGCGAAGACCUAGGAUGUGGCGGUGGUUGGCUCGACGGUGCCUUUGAGUUCAUCAAUCAAAACAAUGGCCUUAGCUUCGAGGCUAGUUACAACUACAUAAGUGUUGACGGUAGAUGCAACACCCAAGCUACCCACACAACCAAUAUAACCGGCUACGAAGAUGUGCCCGCAAGCAAUGAGGAAGCCCUUCUUAAGGCUGUUGCUAACCAACCUGUUUCUAUUUGCAUUGAUGCUGGAGAAAACAAUUUCCUAUACUAUACAAGUGGAAUCUUUGCAGGAUCAUGUGGACUAGAAAUGGAUCAUUGUGUUACCGCAACUGGUCACGGCGUCAGUGACGAUGGCACAAAAUAUUGGUUGCUGAAAAACUCAUGGGGCACGGAUUGGGGUGAAGAAGGGUACAUGAGGAUGCAAAGAGAUGUUUAUGCAAAAGAAGGUCUAUGUGGUGUAGCUAUGCAUGCGUCUUACCCCAUCGCAUAA
This is a messenger RNA of Prunus armeniaca (apricot), 942 nucleotides long. Lineage: Eukaryota; Viridiplantae; Streptophyta; Magnoliopsida; Rosales; Rosaceae. The record is from the annotation of a GenBank genome assembly.